CCAGUUUAGUACUAACAUGCUAUCCUCGAUCUAGACGUUCUCGAUCAAUUGGGCCACUAUUCCCUCCCUCUCUUCGAUCAUUGUCAUCACAGCAAUGGCGCCCGUGAGCCUCCCUCCUGGAUUUAGGUUCCAUCCAACCGAUGAAGAGCUUGUUGUUUACUAUCUUGAUAGAAAAAUCAACGGCCGCACAAUUGAGCUUGAAAUUAUCCCGGAGGUUGAUCUCUAUAAAUGUGAGCCAUGGGACUUACCAGAUAAGUCGUUUUUACCAAGCAAAGAUUUGGAGUGGUAUUUCUUAAGCCCUAGGGAUAAGAAGUACCCUAAUGGUUCAAGAACCAACAGGGCAACAAAAGCUGGUUACUGGAAAGCCACAGGGAAAGAUAGACCAGUGAACUCUCAAAAGCGGCCGGUUGGCAUGAAGAAGACAUUGGUGUACUAUAGAGGUAGAGCUCCCCAUGGCAUUAGAACCAACUGGGUAAUGCAUGAGUAUCGCUUGAUCGACUCAUUGUGUGGCGCUGCACCAUCAAGUUUAAAGGAUUCCUACGCAUUAUGCCGUGUUUUCAAGAAAACAAUACAUAUUCCAAAAAAGAAGGAAGAAAAAAAUAACGGGAAUGAAGAGAAGGAUGCAGCGUGGGUCUCAGAAGAACAAUUAUUAGGGGAUGACACAAGCGGUAUUGAAAGCUCUAAGGGGAGAGAAGCUGAAGAUGAAAACUUCAACAAUGAUUAUUGUAAAUUUCCAUCUGAAACAUCUUCCUCGGAUGUCACUCAAGGGACUCCGAUUGAAACUGCAAUAGCCGAUGAUUUACAAGCUCCGUUUCCCUCAGAUGAAGCCAACAGUUCGGCUAGCCUUUAUUCAAUGGGCGUGGAUUUCUCGUCAAAUCUAAUUCAGGAUAUGCAGAUGCCAAACUGCUCAAGCUUGCACUAUCAAUUUCCGUUCCCACCUUUAGAACUUGAGGAUUUCCCACAGAUUAGUAUCACCGAGAGUAUGAAGCCAUCGAAGCCUGAAAUAAUCGACGACUACAUGAUGUACAAGGAUUGCAUGAACGGAACACUAGAAGAGAUCUUCUCUUUAUGUUCCUCUCAAGACAACUCCAAUACUGUACUCCCCAUGCAAGACUAAGAGCCACUAAUUAGGAUGACCACAAAGUGACAAAUAUUUUUUUUGUUAAUGUUCCUUACAGAUAUUGUUGUAUCACUACUAAAAUUCAUUUGACUGCACAAAGGUAGGAUAUAUUGUGAUGGGCUGCAUAAAAAAGAAGAAAAAAAUGGGGAUUAUUUUGCCAACCACACGAUCAGGUUAUACACGCACUUCAUUAUACAAGGAGGGGUCAAGGCAUGCCAUCGUUUCCUUUUCCUGUUUUUAUCUUUCGUUUUUUAUCAUACAAAUGUUGAAACUUCUCGGCCAGCUUUGAAAAGAGAUUGGAAAAGGAAAUUCGUGUCUCUGUUUCA
Messenger RNA from Populus nigra (black poplar), 1446 nucleotides. Its product is annotated as NAC domain-containing protein 54-like. The transcript is spliced from 4 exons. Gene Ontology annotation, molecular function: DNA binding. NCBI's taxonomy places the organism in Eukaryota, Viridiplantae, Streptophyta, Magnoliopsida, Malpighiales, Salicaceae. Bases 95 to 1117 code for a protein of 340 amino acids. Gene Ontology annotation, biological process: regulation of DNA-templated transcription. The record is from RefSeq and is a predicted model, not a curated record.